AAUAAAAAGAAUGCAAAAUGUAAUGAAAUUUCAUUUGGUAAUAUUUAUGCUUUUUGGAAGUGUUCGGUUACAAAAUCCAACUAUUGAAAGAAAACAAUGCACCAUGUCGAAUUGUUUCGAUUUCUCAAAAUGUUCAACAUCCAAAAAAGUCUAUAUUCAUCCAAUGGAGAAACGCUUCGAAGAAUCACCACAAUCAGUGAUUUAUUCGAAGAUUUUAAAGCACUUUCUUGAAAGUAAUCACUACACAAAUGAUCCAAAUGAAGCAUGUAUCUUUCUACUUGGAAUCGACACAACGGAUCGAGAUGUUCGAAGUCAAAACUAUGUGAAAAAUGUGAACGAUUACAUUGAAUCAUUGGAUCCGUCAGUUUGGAAUAAUGGAAGAAAUCAUCUGAUUUUCAAUUUCUAUCACGGAACUUUUCCUGAUUAUGAUGAUCAUAAUUUAAAUUUCGAUACCGGAGAAGCAAUGAUUGCAAGAGCAUCUUCAAGUGAAAAUAACUUCAUAAAAGUAUUUGACGUCUCUUUGCCAUUGUUCCAUGAAAAUCAUCCAUACGAAAUUAAAGAAUCAAAGUCAGAGAGAAAUGAUGAUCGGAUUGAGAAUCAACGAAAAUACUUGGUUAGCUUCAAAGGAAAGCGGUAUGUCUACGGAAUUGGGUCAGGAACAAGAAAUCUGGUGCAUCAUUUGCAUAAUGGAGACGAUAUUGUUAUGGUGACAACGUGUAAACACAAUAAUGAUUGGCAGGUCUAUCAGGACGAUCGAUGCCAGCGAGACAAUGACGAGUACGACCGUUGGGAAUACGACGAACUGCUUGCCAACUCGACCUUCUGCUUGGUUCCACGUGGACGACGUCUUGGAUCUUUCAGAUUCCUCGAAACCCUACGAUCUGGAUGUGUUCCUGUUGUCAUCUCCGACUCAUGGAUUCUUCCGUUCUCGGAAACAAUAGAUUGGAACUCGGCAGCCAUAGUUGUCGCUGAGCGUGACGCGCUCUCGAUUCCAGAAUUGCUGAUGUCGACGAGCCGUCGAAGAGUGAAAGAACUACGGGAAUCCGCUCGAAAUGUCUAUGAUGCGUAUUUGAGAUCAAUUCAAGUGAUUAGCGAUCAUGUUCUCAGGAUAAUCUUCAAACGAAUCGACAACAAGAUUGAGCUGGAAGAUCAUCAAUAAAAACAUUCCUUCAUACAUAUUCCCAUAAGGUUCAAUCCCGAUCUUCCGAACAACAUCCGUGUCCUCAUCGCAUUAGUACUACCCGAGAAAGGAAAGGGCGGAGUCGUUGUGAUGUCUCGAGAGCGUCGGAGAAAGAACGUACACAUACAACCAUCGUCUCCUUCAUCAUCAUCUCCUUCUUGCGAUCGAUGGCGGCGGUGCAGGAGACGGAGGGGAUGGAGAGGGUGGGGUGUCUCACUCGUUCUCCCCUCAUCACAUCUGCUGCUGGCUGUGAUGGCUGGUUGCCCCUCUUCUUGGCCACUCUCUUCACCCACAUCCGUCUCGUUUUGCUCUGUUUGAGAUUUUCAGCAUCUUCCAUUUUUAUACAUUUCUUUCUAAUCUUACUGGUAUUAAUAAGAAUCUGUGAUAUA
This is a messenger RNA of Caenorhabditis elegans, 1569 nucleotides long. RefSeq names its product Exostosin-1 homolog (gene rib-1). Lineage: Eukaryota; Metazoa; Nematoda; Chromadorea; Rhabditida; Rhabditidae. The record is from RefSeq and is marked reviewed. The transcript has 10 exons. Bases 11 to 1159 code for a protein of 382 amino acids. Gene Ontology annotation, cellular component: endoplasmic reticulum; Golgi apparatus. Gene Ontology annotation, biological process: heparan sulfate proteoglycan biosynthetic process; glycoprotein biosynthetic process. Gene Ontology annotation, molecular function: glycosyltransferase activity.